ACAAAAUACACACUUUCUUCUUCAGUUAACGCGAAAAUCCUUCAAGAUGUCAGUGACAACUCGAAUUUAGUGUUCAUUUCGUCAAUUUAUUAUGUAAUUAUUCGUGCUGCCAUAAAACAAAUCAAACUGCCACGUAUAGACAAUAAAUACGGCAAAUCUAAAAUAAAAGAAAAUCGUUUGUGUUAAUGAGUUUUUUCUCUUCGAAUUCUAGUGCAUAUUAUAGAUUGUUAUUCGCUUUUUCCUUUGAAUGCUCCUUUUUUAAAAGGACUAUUCACUAACACUCAUCUAAAAACAUUGAUUUCAAGUGUCCUUGUGUACGUACCAACCGGUGUUUUUUCGCUUUCUCUUUGUCAGUGUGUGUGUAUUUGGCCAUUUUGUGUUCUAUAUUUUAUCAUCAGUGCCGUUGUGUAAAAUUCAUAAUAAAAGCUCAAUAUUGUGUUCAUUUCUGUGUGUAUUUGUGUCAUGUAAAAGCUUAUAGUCUUUAGUGUAUCCUUUCGUAUAGAAUUAAAAACAUAAAUAAACACUUAAUUUGCAAAACAAUUUUGACAUUAAAAACAUACUCAAAAAAAAAAUGGCAUAAAAACCAAAAGAGCCAUCAAGAUUUAGGCAAAAAAAAUUGAAGCACUAUGGAAGGCGAAGUGAAGCAGGAACUUAGUGGGCCACUUCCCCAAGAAGAAGAUCUUCAAAAGAAAAUUCAAAGCCUUGAAGCUGAGAAUAAGAAAAUGCAUACCGAAUUCAAUACUCAACGGGCCAAGCUUAAGGACCUCUUCAUCCAAAAAGAAGCGGAGUACACCAACGUUGUGGCAGAAAAGAACGCUAUCCAACGGGAACUGGAUGAACUGAAGAGCUUGGUAAUGGUAGCUGAGUGCCGUUCGGAUAAUGAAAGGGAAUUGAGUGACCUAAGAACUAAAGAAGAGAUAUCUUCCUUACAGCUUUUAGUUCAGGAAACAAUUGAAGAAUCUGCAAUUUGCAAGGCCGAUCUAGAGAGUCUUCAGGAAGAUAACAAACGUUUGAGACAGGAAAAUCGAGAACUCAAAGAGGGCAUAAUCCAAUUACAACAGGAACCUACAAGCAUGGCAGUCUUGAGUCAUGUUAAGAAGACUCUAGCACGUAAGUUGGGUGGAGAUUCAGCAAGUCAUGAUACGCUAGAUGAUUCUAUGCGGAAGGUAAACAAAUAUGCUCAAGAAGAUGCUGAAGUCCUUAGGUCUUUAGUUGUCCCACUGGAAGAAGAAAUCAAAGCUUUGAAGGAAAAACUUCGUUCAACUGACGAAGAACUUCAAGGUCUUCGUAAUCAGAAGGUAUCACCUCAAGCCCCGAUGGUUUCAGCAAUUCCUGAAGCAGGAGUUCCAAAACCGAUUGAUGUGAUCGUCGCAGUUAAUAACUCAGUCAGUAAGUCAACUUCUAUGGAAUUCCAAUGUGACUCCUGUCGUAAUUUUGACGAAGAACUUCAAAAAACCAAGGAACAGCUUACCCAAAGUCAAGUGAAGAUCGAAGCAUUGAAAAAGACUAUUGAAGAAUCUGCUGAAGAUAUCAAAAAAGAAGCUGCACUUCGUAAAGAUCUUGAAGAUCAAUGGCAGGAAAAGCGUGAAGCUCAUAAAAAUGAAGUUCAAUACCUUAAAGAUCAUGUGAAGAAAAGUGAAACAGAACUAUUGGAUCUUCAGCAGCAAUUCCUUGAAGCUAAGAAUGAAAUUACAACACAGCUUUUGAGACUUUCCGAUGAUCGUGAGCGAGUUAAUAAACAACUGGAGACACUUCAAGCUGAUAAUGAUUAUUUGUCUGGAAGAUACUUGGCUACUGCUGAAGAAAUCGAAAAUCAGUACAUAAACUUGCCGAAUAAUGUUGAAGAGCUACAUGAACUCUUGUUACGUCAGCAGAGUGACUUUAUUCAAGCUCGUGUUGGGUGUGAAUUUGAAAAACAGAAAUGCGUUAGUUAUGCUGAUGAGGUGCAAAUUUUGCGAGAUCAAUUGGAUGCUAAUAUAAAUGAGAAGAGGGCUUACAAGAAGAAAGUUCAGACCGAGAUGAAGUCAUUGCAAGAUCGAUUAACAGAGUAUUUGCUAACUCAGCAGAAAUAUGAAACCAUGAAGAACACAUUUGAACGAAAAGAAUCAGAAUUAAAUAAACAGAUUUCGGAGUUCCGAGUUCAGGUUAUCGAACUUCAGGAGAUGAAUGAGAAACUUAGCAGAAUUAAUGUUGAAUAUAAAUCGAAGAUCAAAAAUCUUCAAGACGAUUUGGCUACAAGUGAACAUGUGCAAAGGGAUUUCGUUAAGUUGUCACAAAACUUGCAGAUAACAAUCGAAAAAUUCCGACAACCCAAUGCCGAAGUACGCUGGCAAGACGAUGAAGAUAUCGACAAUUGUCCAAAUUGCAAUACAUUUUUCACUGUGACUGUACGCAAACAGCAUUGCCGUCAUUGUGGUGUUAUUUAUUGUGACAAAUGUUUGAAUAAAUCAGUACCAUCCGGUCCAAGGCAGAAACUGGCUAGAGUUUGUGAGCUUUGUCAUACUUUGUUAGCACCAAAUGCUGCUCCUUAUUUCAGUCAGGAACCACCACAAUCACCUUAAAAAGUGUGAAGAAGUAAUAGAACUAUGAGAUUUUGAGAUAAAUGAAGAAUUAAAAAUUUCCCGGACUGUGUCCAUAUUAGUGUUUUUAAGAUUUAAAAAAUUAAUAAUAAUAAUAAUGUUUUUGUUUCAAAUCAUAUUACGAGUAUAUAAUAUUUAAUAAAACGGUUUAAAACCAUAUUCGAUUGAUGC
Messenger RNA from Episyrphus balteatus (marmalade hoverfly), 2750 nucleotides. RefSeq names its product rab GTPase-binding effector protein 1 (gene Rbpn-5). The coding region runs from base 627 to 2561 and encodes 644 amino acids. Gene Ontology annotation, biological process: endocytosis. Gene Ontology annotation, molecular function: growth factor activity; metal ion binding; GTPase activator activity. Gene Ontology annotation, cellular component: intracellular membrane-bounded organelle. Lineage: Eukaryota; Metazoa; Arthropoda; Insecta; Diptera; Syrphidae. The record is from RefSeq and is a predicted model, not a curated record. The transcript has 9 exons.